This is a messenger RNA of Aspergillus calidoustus, 1650 nucleotides long. The record is from the annotation of a GenBank genome assembly. NCBI's taxonomy places the organism in Eukaryota, Fungi, Ascomycota, Eurotiomycetes, Eurotiales, Aspergillaceae.
AUGGUUCUCAAUCGGUACGCCAUCAUCCCCCUCCUCCCUCUCCUCCAUCGGGGAGCCCUCGUCCUCGCUCUUCCACAGGGAAUCACCGCGCCGCCCGUGUCUCAAUGCACAGGCACCUCAACGUGGAUCGGUCUCGAGACCCCGAUCCCAAACUACCACGAAUGGUCGACGUCGCUCGACUCGACCUACGGCGACCUCCCCGCCACGGGAGUUAGGGCUACGGUGUUUACCACGGUCUUGAACCACGGCGGGCAGAUUAUCACGGCGUACGGGUUCUACGACUCGAAUCAUCUUUCGUCUGCUGGGUAUGAGGUCCUCACUGAGGUGAUUACCACCACGGGGACGUGCACGACAACUGCGACGCUUCCACCGUCGCCAACGGGGUCGGAUUGUAGUCCGCAUGGGGAUCAUUGGCACUGCGAGCCAACGACUCCUCCCUCUUCUGAAACCGACCCUCCAGCUGGAGAAUGCGAACCCCACGACGACCACUGGCACUGCCCGCCUGGAGUCCCCGAGCCAACGACUCCUCCACCUACAAACCCAGAGCCUGAGCCAACCACCACUGCCCCUCCUUCAGAGGGAGAGUGCGAGCCUCAUGACGAUCACUGGCAUUGCCCACCAGGAGUCCCCGAACCAACCACACCUCCACCAACCAACCCAGAGCCGGAACCAACAACUCCUCCCACCGAGACCGAGCCCCCGGCUCAAGGCGAGUGCGAGCCCCAUGAUGACCAUUGGCAUUGUCCGCCCGGUGUACCGGAGCCAACGACUCCGCCGCCGACUACGCCGACGGAUUCUCCUUCUGAUCCUCCUGCUGAAGGGGGAGAGUGUACACCCCACGGCGAUCAUUGGCAUUGUCCUCCGGGUGUUGAAGAACCAUCGACUCCGCCACCGACGGAUGAUACUGAGACCCCUACAGAUCCGCCAGCUGAAGGGGGUGAGUGUACACCUCACGGCGAUCAUUGGCAUUGUCCUUCGGGUGUUGAGGAGCCCUCGACUCCCCCUCCUUCAGAUGACGACACUCCGACAGACCCUCCAUCCGAAGGAGGGUGUACACCCCACGGCGAUCAUUGGCAUUGCCCACCUGGAGUUGAAGAACCCUCGACUCCUCCUCCUACAGACGAUGAUAGCCCUUCAGAUCCUCCUUCAGAAGGGGAAGAAUGUACACCCCACGGCGACCAUUGGCAUUGUCCUCCAGGAGUCGAAGAACCCUCUACCCCUCCUACAGAUGACACUGAGACUCCCACAGAUCCAUCGGAAGAGUGCACCCCGCAUGGCGAUCAUUGGCAUUGUCCUCCAGGAGUUGAAGAACCUUCCACCCCACCGCCAACAGACGAGACCGAGACGCCUACAGAUCCCUCUGAAGAGUGCACCCCGCAUGGUGACCACUGGCACUGUCCCGAAGGCGUCGAAGAGCCCUCAACUCCUCCUCCGACAGAUGAUGACACCGAGACAGACCCAUCCGAAGAAUGUGUCCCGCACGACGACCACUGGCACUGUCCCGAAGGCGUCGAAGAACCCUCUGAGCCUCCGACUCCGACAACCUCUGAUCCGCCGCUGUUCACGGGUGCUGCCACAAAGAGGGGGCCUCUAGGGCUCGACUCGGUCGUUUUGGCUGCGUUUGUUGCUGCGCUGGGUCUACUGCUUUGA